Protopterus annectens (West African lungfish) is the source of this 7571-nucleotide messenger RNA. RefSeq lists its product as uncharacterized. Gene Ontology annotation, molecular function: RNA binding. The record is from RefSeq and is a predicted model, not a curated record. NCBI's taxonomy places the organism in Eukaryota, Metazoa, Chordata, Ceratodontiformes, Protopteridae. Gene Ontology annotation, biological process: spliceosomal complex assembly.
CAUAGUCUAACAGAACAUGUCGCAUACAAAACUGAAAUAACGUAUACAACAACUUGACCUUCUACAGCAAACCUAAAAGCCUAUCUCCGUUUUCUCUAUGGUUAUACAAACCCUUUCUUACAGCUCCCCAUAGUGGUAAUUCUAGAGCUUACUGUUUUCCCGGUAGCAUGCGGCCAAACCACUGACAAACCAGCUUUGAGCCUUCCUCCGUCGUAGUCUAGCGUCUAAGAAAUUGUUGGUGUUUGCUCGGAGUUUUUCGUAACAAAUUCCCGGAAACAGAGUAACUGAAGGUAAAGGGACUUUAUGUUGGUCGCUGAAUAACUGCAGAAAAGCAUAAAAUAUUUAGCUACUUCUCAAGGUGGCAUUUUAAAGAACAAUGAAAAAGGAUAGAUCCCUCUCCCCAAAGGUUUUAAAAGACGAUGGAGGCAUGGAAGGUGAUGACAAUAAGGAUACUGAAGCAGAAAUGAUUCAAGAUGAGGUAGAGAGAUGCCCUAUCUGUUUGAACUGCCUUUCUGAGCAAGUGGCAUAUCCCGAGAACUGCAGUCACCUCUUCUGCUUGAACUGUAUUUUGAAAUGGGCUGAAGCAGUCCCAAUUUGUCCUGUUGACCGUAUACCUUUUGAAGCAGUUUAUGAACAGAGUUCUGGCCAAGUCCUUGUAAAGAUUCAGGUGAAUAAGAUAUGUCAAACUGAAGAUCUGAAAUGCUGCUUGAAAAAGAACAUCAGAGAAGAAUCAUUUUCUUUGGUCUCUAAGGGUUUACAAAGAUCAAGCUCUGAAGAGAAGCAUUGCAGAAAGUCUUUCAAAAAGUGUCGAAUCCCUCUUUGGUCUCGAAGAGGCCUAGGUACAAGUUUAAAACCAGAAAAUAAGUUCUGUGGAAAAACAUGUUCACAGCAGGCUGUACAGAACAAAUUUUGCAGUACUGUGGUUUAUUCUGGUGAAAUUGGGGGAUCUCCUCUGAUUCUUGAACAUGUACAGAGCUGCACAGAAGUUUUCAAUGCAUAUGAGCAUGAACCAUUGGUUAAACGAAGAAGUCAUGAAGUGAGAUUUCCUUGCAACUCAUUGUUUCCAGCAAGAACAGGAAGAAUGGAUGUCUUACAGCAUGUAGUUGAACCUUGUGUUCUAUUGUGGAAUCCUGUAAUACCAGGAGUGGCCUCUCCAUUAAGUCUUAUGCCAGGAGAUCUUGGUUGCAUUGGGAGACAGUGUGUAGUUACUAGAACGCAGGGUGGUGAAGAUAAAAAAUCUGGAUCUGCAAGUACAAGGGGUUCAAAAAACAAAUCUGAAGGUUCAACACCCAGAAGGAGGUCUGCUCGAAACAAAUCUGAGGACGGUCAGUCACUUAGUUCUUCACAAGCCAGCCAUUCUGAGUCAGAAAGCCUGAGCAGGAAUAACUCUUCAUCACAGGAUGCUGCUCCUGCAUCUUCAGAAAAGCAAAGUGCAAAGAGGAGGUCAAAACGAUUUAGUGGUGAAGGCCCUUCAAGUAAAAAGAAAAAAGGUAAAAGCCCCAAUAAGGCCUCCAGAAAAUCUUCCAGUGAUCACGGUGAAAGUGGAAGCGAAAGCACAGAUGUUGAAGAGACAGAGUUGUCGCCUCACUCUCCUGCUUCAGCUGCAGACCAAUACAUAACAGAAAGUAGUGAACUACAUCAGCUGCCAACAAAAGAUGAUUCGGGAUGUAAUCUUGACAGCAUGGAUGUCAGUAACUUGAGUGCAAAUGAAGAACCUCAUUGUACAGAAGAUGAACUAAAAGAUGUUCCUGCCACUAAGACCAUCACAUCUCCAGACAUACUACCUCCUCCUUUAUUAACUUUACCUGGAACUCUGAACUUUGAAACUGAAGUAAUUGCAGAUAAACUGUCAGAAAAAACAGAUCACUUUGAAGUUGCCGAAACAGGUAUUUUAAAGGAAAUGCUCCCAAGUCAGGCUGCCUCCUUGGAAAUGGAAUGGUCCGGUAACACCGAGCUUAAGGGUACAGAAAGUAAAACUCAAACUAAAGGUGUGCAUCAAGAGGAAAGUGAAAUGACUGUCUCAGUAAAAGAAAUUGAUGAUUUAAGUCAGUCACAGAAAGGUUGUAGUGAUAUUCUAAAAGCUAGUACUGAAUGUCAUCAGUACUCAAGUGUAGUGGAGAAGUCUGAUGCCAGCAUUGGGAAGACAGAGUGUGAUUAUAUCCUACACUCAAGUCAGAGUGAUGUGGAUCAGCCAAAGGCUGAGAAUGCUGGAGAGGGAGUGGAUUGUCUUGAUAUUUUUUGUAAGGCAGAACAAAGUGGUAAUCUAAAACCUGAUGUGGAAUCUGCUAGUAUUGUAAGUGAAAACCUUUUGUCCCAUGUGGGGCAUGAUGACACCACUUUACAGGAAACCAGAAAUGAGUCUGAUGUACCAAAGAGUGGUGGUGGGGAUAACUUGAAUAAAGUACAGCAAACUGAACCCCCUUGUUUGGAAACUGAAGAUUGCUUCCUUACAACCAUUAAAAGUAAUAGUCCAUCUGUUUGUCCUGAAGACCUAGAAUCUGUACAUGAUGCAGUUAGUGAAGAUGAACCCAGCAGGUCUGAAAAUGAUUGCAAAGUUUUAAUUCCUGCUGAAAGUAGUGGUUUUGAAACCAAAGGGGCCAGUGGGCACAGAGAACAUUUACAAAGUGUAAAAGAAUUCCAUAAUUCAGAAAACAAAAUGUCGCCUGUAAUUGAAGGUAAAUGUUUAACACUUACAAGGCUGGAUAAUUCUAUCAGUUCAGAAACCAAGGCAUCCACAGAAACUAUGGCUGAAAGUAGUGAGCAUCUUAUUGCAGUAUAUCAAGAUAAUGUAAAAGAUGAAGUUAAGUCAUAUACAGUCACACCGGACAGUGAACACACAGUAGAGGAUGUUUGCAGUAAUACAGAAGCUAAAGAGAAAUCCAAUACAAGUCUAAAUGAAGAUGUUGAAUCUGCAAGUAGAAUGUAUGUAGAUAACUCUUAUAAUAUGGAAAAUAAAUCCAACAUUUCAAAUGAGUGCACUGAACAUUUAAGCAAAGAGACACGUGAUUCAGCUACAGUAAAAACAGAAGAGCAGUCUGUCCAAAGCCCUAAGCAUUUAUGUGAUGCUGAAGGUGUCAGUACUACAGAAGCAGAAGGGAAAGCCAUUGCUUUGAAUGCAAUUGCUGAUCGUGUAACUCAAGAAGAAAAGACAGAAUCUGGUAACAUGGAAACUGAAGAGUGUGCUCUAAAUGAAAGCUCUAUGAUAAAGAUUGAUGCAGAUAUGGAAAUGGAAGUUAAAUUCAGCAAUAAUGUUAAUAAAAAAAAUGAAAGUAUAGAAAAUGUAAGUGUCAAAGAGGCCAAUAAUUCCAUCCAUUUAGAAGUCAAGGAGUGUGAAGAAACUGCAGAUUUGAAAACUGAGUCAUCAAAACCAGCAGAACAAAUGGAUAGUACAGAGUGCAAGUCUAAAGGCAGUAAAGCAUUGGAGGAACAUGGUAAGCUUGAAAGUAUGGAGCAAGUAGAUGCCAACAUUACAGUAAUAACCGAAACAUUAACAACUGUACCUAAAAAGGAUUUGGGUCAAGCGGAAGAAAAUAAUAAGUUGGAAACUGAGAAUGGUUCUGUCCUGUCCAAAUGUGAUGGUUCUGCUUUACCUAAAGAAUUAAGUGGGGAUGUUUUAGAAAAGCAAAUUUUGCAUAAGGGAGAAGAACCUUGCGUACGUUGUGAAGAAACUGCAGAGUUGCCAAAAGACGGAGAGGAAGCAAGGAGUUCUAAUACAGAGAUGCAGCCUGUGCAGUGCGACUUAGCUGGUGUUAAUGUUUCUAACGAUGAACUGCUAGACAAUUCAGAACUAGUAAGCGCAGAAUCUGUAAGAAUGCAGACAGAAUGUGUCACAUCACAGCUAGCUGUUUUGGAUAAAUCAGAACCAGACAAUCUACAGUCUGAUGUGCCAUUACAGUUGAAUAUUGGUGACAAAAAAGAUAACCAACAAAGUGCACAACUGGUUGUAAAUGAGAAGGAAAAAGUAGAUCAGCUCAGAAGAUCUAGCCUUCGCUCCUCAAAGUCUCAACUUCUGCAGGAGAACACCAAGCAAGAAAGUAACACACAGGCUGGUGCACGUGACUUGUCUAGUAUUCAUAUUGCUUCAGAAGCUAAACCAACAGCCAUUUCCGCACCACUAAUUGAAUCUGUAAAUAUGCAGCCUGAUUUGACAUCGCAUUUAUCUGUUUGUAAUAUACCUGAACCUGAAAAGUUGCAGUUUGAUGAGCCAUCACAGCUGAACUUCUCUGAGAAAAAGGGUGACCUAGAAACUGCAGCACAAAUAACUGUGGAUGAGAAAGAAAAAGUACAUCAGCUCAGAAGGUCUGGUCUUCGCUCUUCUGUGAAGUCUCAGUCUCUGCUGGAGAAUAAGGAAGAAAAUAAACUGCAGCCUAUGGAAUGUGAGUUAUCCAGUGUUCAUAGUACCACUGAAGUUGAACACUUGCCAUCCAUUUCAGAACUAAGUAAGGAAUCUGUAACGAUGACGACGGACACACUGAUAUUGCAAGUAGCUGCGGGUAAUAAAUCAGAACCUGGAAAGCUGCAAUCUGAUGUGCUUUCACAGUCGCCUGUUGCUGAGAAAAAGGUUGACUUAGAAACUGCACCAGUGGGAACUGUGGAUGAGAAAGAAAAAGUACCUGAGGUCAAAAAGUUUAAUAUUCGUUUUUCUUUGAAGUCACGGUCUCUGCCGAAGAAUAUUAGUCAAGAAAGUAAUGUUUUUACUAAAACUUCAAAUGAAAGGACUAGGCGUAAAUUUACUGUAGAGCAAGAUAACAGCAGUAGUCAGAAGACACAGGAUCAUUCAUUAGAAAUACAGAAUGAAAAAAAUACAAGUUCAAGUUCUGUAGACAUGGAACAAAAACAGGUAAAAAUGGAGGAAGAGACUGUUGUAUCCAAAAGUGAAUUCCUUGAGUCUUUAAAGAAAGUUGAACAAAGUAUUACUACAGUAGAAAAAGUUAUCCCUUGCAAAGCAGAAAUUGAAAGUAAAGAAGAGACAGGAGCAACGGCAUUCCAGAUUGCCGAAGAUAAAAAUAAGCUAUCCUUUGGUGAACAUUUAGAGCCCAUGGAAUGUGACCUUUCCAGCACACAGGUAAAAUCUGAAGUUGAAAAGCAGUUUGGUGUUUCAAAGCCACUUGAGAAAGAAUCUGUGGAACAGCAGCCUGAAAACCUGCCAUCAUCACAGUGUACUGCAGAUGAUAGAAAAGGUAAGAAAGUUGCUGAGCUUGCAGAUAAAAUUGAACAAAAUAAAACUGAACAAAAUGCUGCUGCUGUAGAUACUAAGAAGACUGUAGAUAGUGUCCAAAAAGUUAUCCUUUGCAAGGCAGAACCUGAAAGUAAGGAUGAUAAAGGACUGUCAGGGCCCAAGAACACUGAGGAUAAAAAUACUUUCUCUUCUACUGGAGGCUUAGAACCCAUGGAAUGUGACCUUCCCUAUGGCGAGAGAAAAUCUGAAGUUGAAAAGCAAGUGGAUGUUUCAGAGCCACUUAAAAAGGAAUCUUUGAAGCAGCAGUCUGAAAACCUGCAGUCACAGUCUACUGUAAGUGACAGAAAAGGAGAUCAGGAAGUAACUCCAUCUUUAGUAGCAGCCCAGCAGAAGGAGGAAAGCAAAGGACGACGGCCUAGAAGAUCUAGAUUUCAUUCUCCUUCAGUUGUUUGGAGUCCGGAAAAAGGCAACAAAAGAAGCUGUAGAUCACGUUCCCGUAGUCCUGAUAGAACAGAAGGCAGAGAAGUGUUUGAUACAGAAAGAAAAAGUAGAGGCCGCUCUCGGUCUAGAUCUCGAGUAGAGGGCAAAGAUUCAGUAGAUCAGAAUGAUAAAUGCGAAUCUUCUCAGCAGAGAACAUCUGCAACAGCUGAAAGUGAUUUGAAGGCUGCAGGAGGUAAUGAUAAACAGCAGAAUCAGGAAAUGAAAAAAGACUCAAGUAUGGAAAAGAUAGACUUAUUAAGCAUUAGCAUUUAUGAAGCUCUUUCAUCAGACAAAACUAGGAAUAAGUCCGAUAGAAGUGAAGGAUUUGGAUUUUCUCAUCCAAAAGAGAAGUGGACAAAUGAUAACUGGAAAAGUGCAAAGGGGAAUGAUAGAUACAAGAAAAGUAUCCAAGAGAAAAAAACUGAAGAUGAAAAGAGAACUACCCAAGAAAAGAAAAAUGAAGAUGACAAGAGAAGUGUCCAGGAGAGGAAGAAUGAAGAUGACAAGAGAAAUAUCCAGGAGAGAAAACAUGGAGAAGACAAGCGUAAUAUCCCAGAGAGAAAACAUGAAGAUGACAAGAAAAGUGCUCAGGAGAAAAAAACUGAAGAUAUGAAAAGGGAAAAACCUAGCCUUUUAUCCAUAAAUGUUUAUGAAUCUCAUCAGGAUAAGACAAAGAGUAAAUUGGACAGGAAUGAAAGAGGUGGUCUUUCUCCUCAACUAAGGGAAAGAGAGUGGGAGAGAGAGAGAUGGGAAAAUGAUAACUGGAGAAAUGUAAAAGGGAAUGAUCGAUACAAGAGGAUUACCCAAGACAGAGAAAAUGAAAAUAUUAUAGAUUGGGAUGAACAAAUGAACAUUGAUACUUUUGACCCCUAUUCAUUUGACAAUACAAGAAAUAGACCUGGGAGAAAUGAGAGGGACAGAUUUCCUGAGCAGAGAGAUAGAUGGACAGAUGAUAACUGGACAAAUGCAAGAGGAAAUGACGGAUUCCGACGAGAGAGCCUAGGUAUGCAUUUUCAAGAUGCUAGACAUGAAAUUGAUCAACAGUGGAAUGUGUUCGAGUAUGAUCCUUAUUUAGCAGAAAGAAAUACAGUUAUACCAGAAUGGGAUGAGUGGGGUGGGCAUCCACAGCCAAGAGACAGAUGGACAGAAGACAGCUGGAGACAUGAAAGACUGCAUGACAGAUUUAGAAGAAAUCUUGAAAUACGGCAUGAAGAUACAACCCAGGAACCAUCUGAGCAAUUCAAUCCUUGCGGUUAUGAGCGAUUUCCACUUGAGAGGCGUACCCAUGAUAUGCCAGAUUGGAUAAUAAUGGAGAGGGCAAGAGCAGAGUUUGACAACAGGAAUAGAGUUUUUGAUAACUUUACUGAACGUAGGUGGGAAGAAAAUAGAAAUGAUAUACCAAGGGACUCUUGGGAUUGGAGCUCCAGCCCCGAUUGGAAGCCCCACCCUGAGCAGGGGCCACUGCAUGAACUGGUGCAUGAACACAAUGCCUUCAGGAAUGAUUUUGACUUUGUAGAACAAAAUGAAGAUCACAGGCAAAAUAGGCACUCUUUCUCAUUGACUGAAGGUAUUUCUGGAAUUGAUGAUUCCAGAUUUAGUGAUGAAAGGUCUGCUAAAAAGAAAACUGAAGACACUAUUGAAACUCCAAUUGACCGCUCUGGCUGGUCAUCUGCCUCUAACUGGGCAGCAAGAAAAACAUUGCCAACGGAUGUUCAAGAUUACUAUUCAAAGAGAGGGAAAAACUCCUCUGUUUCAGAAUCUAUUGGAAAGAAACAAAGUGAUGAAGCGUCUGCUCAAGGGGAGCUCACUGAUUUUGAGUCACUGUGUUCCUGGAUUGGUGCUGUGAUGGAAGCGAGGGACUUAGCAGAGUCUGAAUCUUCAGCAAGGAAACCAGCAGUAUCCUCAGAUCUAG